This is a messenger RNA of Sinocyclocheilus rhinocerous, 2896 nucleotides long. Its product is annotated as arginine/serine-rich protein PNISR-like. The record is from RefSeq and is a predicted model, not a curated record. The transcript has 11 exons. The coding region runs from base 91 to 2562 and encodes 823 amino acids. NCBI's taxonomy places the organism in Eukaryota, Metazoa, Chordata, Actinopteri, Cypriniformes, Cyprinidae.
UGUGUUGUGAGGUCACUGUUGCUGGCAUUGUUUCCGGGUCAUCGUCGCCAUUUUACUGGUGAGAAUCGGAGAGGAAUCACACGGUGAGAGAUGUGGGACCAGGGAGGACAGCCCUGGCCUCAGUGGCCCCUGGGCUCACAGCAGCAGUGGAUGCAGUCAUUUCAGCAUCAGCAAGAUCCAGGUCAAGUGGACUGGGCUGCUUUAGCACAAGCAUGGAUUGCACAGAAAGAAUCCACUGGAGGGGUUGCCGACCAGCAGGGGAUUCAGCCCAACGGCCAGGAAAUACAGAACAUGGAACCUCCAGCCCAUAAUAACCAUGGUGCCUUUCCCGGCGAUCAUAAUUUUGGCAGAGGUUGGCAACCAGAGUGGGGAAUGCAUGUCCAGCCUCCUCCUCCCCCUCCGGAACAAGCAUGGAUUCCUCCUGGACAAGGACCGAUGGAUGUCGUCAACCUGUCGGAAGACAGUAACAGUCAAGAUAGUUUGGAGUUUCCUGGAGACCCACACCAUGGAGGCUUUCAUCAAAACAAUCAUGGGUUUGGUGGUCAGCCCGAGCCUUACCCUAUGGGCCCAGUUGGCGUCAAUCAGUUUGAUUAUCAGCAUGGAGCAGUGCCAACAGGGACAGCAUACGUACCACCCUCCACUGGCUUUCAUGCACCUUAUUGGCCCGAAGGACCACAGAACAGAAGAGACCGGCUCCCUGGCUUCAGACCUGAACGGCCCAGAUCCCCCAAUCAGAUAGGAAUUAAACCAGAGACGCCUACUCUUGAUGCUGUUAAACGGAGGACUUUGCCUGCGUGGAUUCGAGAAGGCCUUGAAAAGAUGGAUCGUGAGAAGCAGAAAAAGUUGGAAAAGGAGAGGAUGGAGAAAGAGCGUGCUGAAAUGGCAAAUAAUGAAAGAGAUAGCGAUAUGGUAGUGGAGGAAGGUGAUGGGCCUCGGUUGCCACGCAAGAGCAAAUUUGACAGUGAUGAUGAGGAUGGUGAAGAAGAUGGUGCUGGGGAGGAUGGCGUAUCGGGGAGAAGGUUGGAGUUUGGUGGAAGAAGUUCUCCUGUUCAAGAAGACCAAAGUGAACCAGAAAUGACCGAAGAGGAGAAAGAGUUUCAGUUGAUGCUGAUGACUAAAACUCUUCUUACCGAAGUCCUCCUUGAAGUCACAAAUGAGGAAAUCUUCCUGGUGGCUAAAGAAACUCAUCGCAAAGCCACUAAAGGUCUCCUCCUGUUCCCUUCUGUCCGUGCAACUGUGCCUUCAAGUUUAAUUCUGAGGAAAAGCCACAUUUCCACAGAAAUUAGACUUGGAGGGCUGGGUGAGUACGGCUCGGACGAGAGUGAGGAUGAGGAGCGAAGCGCAAAGGGGUCGGACUCAUCAGACACAGACGAUGAGGAGCUGCUGCACCGCAUUCGCCAGAAACAGGAUGCCUUCCGUCAUAAAGAGAGGGAGCAGCAGCAGCUGCAGGAGAGGCUGGCACUGGAGGUACAGACUGUAAAAGAAGAUUUGGCAUCAGACAGAGUAAGCAGAGAGAGGGCAGGUUAUGAGGAGGAGCAGACAGAGUCUAAACACAAACAGGAAGUUAGGGAAAGGGAGGCGGAGCCCACAUUAGAGCGACGCAGGUCACGUAGUGAGCCUGAGGUCAGUGAGGUCAAGCGGGCGAGCAAAGAGCACACAGGGCGUAACGGAGGAAGUGCCAGCCCCUCGCCAAGUGAGCGACGUAGCCGCACCUCCACCUCCAGCUCUUCCAGCAGCCGGUCCUCUUCAUCCUCCUCAUCCUCAGCCUCCUCUCGCAGCUCCUCCCGCUCCUCGUCUCCCAGAAGGAAAAGGCGUCGCAGCCGCUCCGCCUCUCGUGGGACUCGCAGGCGCAGCCGAAGUCGCAGCUCUCGCAGACGUCAGUCGGAGCGCGACAAGACCAGAGACAGAAGACGGAGCAGCCGUGCACGCAGCACCGAACGUUCCUCUCGUCACAGGAAGCGCAGCCAUUCACGGCAGCGCAGGUCCAGCAGGGGCCGCAGGAGCAGGUCCAAGGCCAGUCAUAGCCGCAGCAAAGAGAGGCGGCGCAGCAGGGACCGCAGGCGCAGCCGAAGUCGCAGUACGAGCCGCAGCAGGAGGAAACAGAAGGCCUCCAGCAAGGACAGGGAGAGAGACAGGAGGAAAGAGAGGAGCCGGAGCCACGAAAAGGAUAAGAAGAAGAAAGAGAAAGAUUUAGAUAAAAGGAAAGACAAACAGAAGGGUAAGGAGAAAGAGGGUGAGGGCAGUUCAGUAAGGGACGAGGAAGACGAUGCCAAAUCGAGGCGGAAAAAGGAGAGCGACUCUCACAGUGAGAGGUUUUCCCGGCAAGACAGUAAAUCUAGCAAAAAAGGCUCCGCCAAAGCUAGCAAGAAGUACUCUGAUUCAGAGUCCAGCAGGAGCAGGUCCCCUUCCCCUGAGGUUAGCAAAGAAAAAAAGUCUAAGAAAUCAAAACGUAGUCGAUCAAGGUCAACGGAAAGGUCUCACAAGUCUGGUAAGAAGGCAAGCCGCAAACACAAGUCUAAGUCACGAUCAAGGUCAACGUCUCCCAGCCGCCGCAAGCAUUGAGGGGCGUUCUGCCUCUAAUCUGUGAACUUCUUUUAAAAUUCCACGAGUUAACAGGCUUGUCUCAUUAUCGAGGCAACGUUGUAGGUGAACUCUCCACUCCAAAUCCCCUCCCUCCCCUCAUUUUGUAAAUAUAUGGUAUUUUUAAGUGUUGUCUUCAAAACAGGAGUUUUUGAAUGAUAGUUUCUUUUUUUGCCUUGUAUUUUGCAAGACUAAACGUUCGAGCAGUCAAUAGAACCUUGAAACUGUAACAUUUUAAAACCUAACACCAGAAGAAAUAAAUUCUCCUUUCAUGUAAAUUGUCCAAUAAAACAAGAAUGAUUCUUUCUGUCUGACA